AUGGGCUAUUUGCACGAAGGCCAUGUGUCCCUCGUGCGCCGUGCCCGUGCCGAAAACGCCACGGCCGCCGUCAGUAUCUUCGUAAACCCCACACAGUUCGGUCCCAACGAAGAUUUCACAACCUAUCCCCGCGACAUGGACUCCGACCUCGCCAAACUCGAAGGCGCGGGCGUUGACUUGGUUCUAGCGCCGCCGGUGGAAGAGGUCUAUCCGCCAAACUUUAACACGCACGUCGAUGUCGGGCGUAUCGGCGAGCGUCUCGAAGGCGAGCACCGCGCAGGACACUUUCACGGCGUCGCCACCGUCGUCUGCAAGCUGCUGACUAUCGUCCGCCCCGACAGAGCGUACUUCGGCCAGAAAGACGCACAGCAGUGCCUGGUCGUUAAACGCCUCAACGAAGACCUGAACCUUGGCGCGGAAAUCGUUGUCUGCCCCACCAUCCGCGACCCCGACGGCCUAGCCCUCAGCAGCCGCAACGUCUAUCUUGACGCCGUCGAGCGCGAAGCGGCACUUUCGUUAUUUCGCUCACUCCAACUUGCCAAGGAACUGCAUCAGGCCGGAGAAACUGACGCCGCUGAGAUUCGAAGCCGAAUUCGCCGCCUCAUCAACGAACAGCCUCUCGCUGCCAUCGACUACAUCAGCGUAGCCGACGCCGAAAACCUGAACGAACUUGAAACAAUCACAGACUGCGUCAUCCUCGCCGUGGAAAUGCUCUCGCCCGGCAAGUUCGACAUCGUCCUGUCCGGAAUCAACGAAGGCUCGAAUCUCGGCAUGGACAUUCUGGUUUCCGGCACGGUCGGCGCGGCAAUUCAGGGCUACUACCGCGAGAUGCACUCCAUUGCAAUGUCAGUCGCAUCCAUCACAAACCUGCAAUACGACGCCGCGGCCAGCGCCGCAGCCUCACUUGUGAAAACCAUCGCUGCAAACAAGGACUUGCCGCCCCUUUUCCUCAAUGUUAAUCUGCCCAACGCAGGCGCAGACAAAAUAAAGGGAGCAUCGAUGACCAGGCUCGGACCCCGGCUAUAUCUGGAAAACGUCGAGCGCGGCACCAACGGACGCAGGACGCACUACUGGAUAAAGCACAACAAGCUGACGAAUCGGCCCGUCGGCGAGGACACCGACAUCUUUGCUGUGCGCAACAACCGCAUCGCCAUCACCGCCCUCAACGGCGUCUUCGAGCCUGAUUUCGAGUCGCCGGACUUGCAGCCGCUCGCCGAUGGCGUGAUGAGCGCCCUCGGACAUACCAAUGGCGUAGUUCCAAUCUAA
Molecule: messenger RNA, 1266 nt
Organism: Geodia barretti
Lineage: Eukaryota; Metazoa; Porifera; Demospongiae; Tetractinellida; Geodiidae
Source: the annotation of a GenBank genome assembly